Anthostomella pinea is the source of this 930-nucleotide messenger RNA. Lineage: Eukaryota; Fungi; Ascomycota; Sordariomycetes; Xylariales; Xylariaceae. The record is from the annotation of a GenBank genome assembly.
AUGGCACCAGGCGCUUUGCUCGACGAGAACACCUCAGCCCGCGAUGGCCUCCAACUCGAGGAGACCUCCGACAAUAUCGACGCGGUCAACGUGCUGAAGGACAAGAUGAAGUGGGCCACCGCGUCCAACUUCGACGCAGAGAAAGACAAGACGCAAUUCCGGCAAUACGAGCACGCCUGCGACCGCGUGAAGGACUUCUACCGCGAGCAGCACACCAAUCAGACAGUCGCUUACAACCUUCAAGCGCGGCACCACUUCCUCAAGACCCGGAAGCGGGAGGAGAUGACCGUCUGGCAGGCCAUGGAGAAGCUCGACACGCUGAUCGACGAGUCGGACCCGGACACCAGCCUGUCGCAGAUCCAGCACCUGCUGCAGUCGGCCGAGGCGAUCCGGCGCGACGGCCGGCCGCGGUGGAUGCAGCUCACGGGCCUGAUCCACGACCUAGGAAAACUCCUAUUCUUCCACGGGUCUGCGGGCCAGUGGGACGUCGUCGGCGAUACCUUUCCAGUCGGCUGCGCCUUCUCCCCCAAAAUCAUCUACGGGCCGGGCUCCUUCGCGGAUAACCCGGACUCGCGGGCUCCGGUCUAUAGCACCGAGUUCGGCAUCUACUCGCCGCGGUGCGGCUUGAAUAAUGUCAUGCUGUCCUGGGGCCACGACGAGUACCUGUACCACGUGUGCAGGGACCAGUCGACGCUGCCCGACGAGGCGCUGGCUAUGAUCCGGUACCACUCGUUCUACCCGUGGCACCAGCAGGACGCCUACCGCGAGCUCAUGGACGAGCACGACGAGAGGAUGUUGGAGGCUGUGCGGGCGUUCAAUCCGUACGACUUGUACAGCAAGAGCGAUGGCCUUCCUGAUGUGGAGGAGCUCAAGCCGUAUUACUUGGAGCUCAUCGACGAGUACUUCCCUCAGAAGGUCAUCCGGUGGUAG